Bacillus rossius redtenbacheri is the source of this 2207-nucleotide messenger RNA. RefSeq names its product cytochrome P450 4C1-like. The transcript has 13 exons. Bases 221 to 1852 code for a protein of 543 amino acids. The record is from RefSeq and is a predicted model, not a curated record. NCBI's taxonomy places the organism in Eukaryota, Metazoa, Arthropoda, Insecta, Phasmatodea, Bacillidae. Gene Ontology annotation, molecular function: oxidoreductase activity, acting on paired donors, with incorporation or reduction of molecular oxygen; iron ion binding; heme binding.
UUUUCUUAUGACGUUGUCACGUUAAACUAUCGUCCGUAAACCGACUUUACAGACAAACAAUUUCUUUUUUAUUGAAGUGUGAUGUUUCACGUCUAAGGGCACCUGGUGGUCACGCCCUUAAUUUUUUCAUUACAAAAAAAAACUGGAGAGUGGCUGUGUCAUGGACACGGCCGUGUGUUGUACGUGAAUACGUGUGCGUAACAGCCAACCUCUCGACCAGAUGCUGCUUGCGGUGCUGGUACUGGCUGCGGUCGCAGUGGUCUGCUGGGGACUGCUGCAGCUACUGCUGCCCUACAACUUCCUGCCGCGCAGGAACCGACAGCUGCUGGCGAAGAUACCCGGCCCCAGGAACGUGCCCUACUUGGGCAACAUCCUCAUGUUCAUGGGCCCUCAUGAAGAAAUCUUGCCAAAGAUCCAGCGCAUGUUCCGGGAGUACGGGCCUAUCUUCAAAAUCACUGCUCUGGGACUGGAAGAUGUCUUCGUGUCGUCUGUGGACGAUGUUGAAGUUCUGCUCAGCACGACCCAGCAUAUUGAAAAAGGGCCGGACUACUUGCUCCUACAGCCGUGGCUGGGCACGGGUCUACUCACCAGCUCAGGCGGCAAGUGGCACGCCCACCGCAAGAUGCUGACGCCGGCCUUCCACUUCAGGAUCCUGGAGGAGUUCGUGCCGGUGUUCAGCAGGAACGCGGACAUCCUGGUGGGGCAGCUGGAGCGCCUCGCCGGCGACCAGCACGUGGACAUCACCCGGCCCGUCAGCCGCUGCGCGCUGGACAUCAUCUGCGGUGAGGCGCGGGCGGGGCCCUGCUCCUCAUCGCACACGCGAGGGGGGAGUGCGAAGCCAAACUGUAGCCGACUCGCCGAGCCGUAUUUGAAAACACCCGCAUUCAUCCGUACGAAAACAUCGAAGACCGCCAUGGGGACCUCCGUGGACGCGCAGAGGGGCGGAGGCAAGGAGUACGUGAGGGCAGUCCACAGGAUGAGCAGGCUGUUCCAGCAUCGCCAGAUCUCGCCGUGGCUCUGGCGGCCGACGGUGUUCGACCUCAGUCCGUCCGGCCGCGAGCAGAAGAAGGUGUUGGCAACCCUGCACGGCUUCACGGACAAGGUGAUUAAAGAAAGGAGAGCUGAGUACCGUCAGAACAAGAUGAAUAACGUUGCUGCAUCAAGGAAAAGGCUGACCUUCUUGGACCUGCUGAUAAGGGUGUCCGAGGAGGAGCAGGAAGGCGUACUGACGGACGAAGACAUCCGGGAAGAAGUCAACACUUUUAUGUUCGAGGGCCACGACACCACCUCGGCAGCCAUCUCCUGGGCGCUCUUCCUGUUGGGCUCUCACCAGGACGUGCAGGACAAAGUGGUGGAGGAACUGAGGGGCAUCUUCGGCAACUCGAGCCGCUCACCCGACUUCCAGGAUCUGCAGGGCAUGCACUACCUGGAGCAGGUGAUCAAGGAGUCACUGCGACUGUACCCCAGCGUGCCAGGCUUCUCUCGCACCAUCGAGUCCGACUUCAGUGUCCGAGGAUACACCAUUCCCUCCGGCACAGGGGUCACUGUGCUGCCGUACGUGAUCCACCGAGACCCUGCCAUCUACCCUGAUCCGGAGCGCUUCGACCCCGAGCGCUUCACUGCGGAGAACUGCCGCAACAGACACCCGUUUGCCUACCUGCCCUUCAGCGCCGGCCCCAGGAACUGCAUUGGCAAGAAAUUUGCAUUGCUGGAGGAGAAAGCCGUACUGUCAUCAAUACUGCGAAAUUUCAAGGUCACAUCGCUGGACAAGAGAGAAGAAGUCUCUUUACUGGUAGAACUUAUCUUGAGGCCGAAAAAUGGACUGAAAAUCAAACUGACUCCAAGAAUUUAGUUGGGUGGGCAAAUGAUGCUGUUUGCUUUCAUUGUCCUAGUUUAGAAUAAUAUAACAUGUUCGAAGUGAGUAUGCAGUCAUGUCAAAAUCUAAAAUGAUUUUGUCACUCUGCGUUCUUUCUAGUUAUCACAGCGAUGAAAACCUGCGUUCACGCAACACAGGAAUCUUCCACCAGCAGUCAAACAAUCAUCAAUUCUGGAAACUUUGACGGCAUUUAUUUACAAAUAAUUUAUAAGAUGAGACUUGCGUGAGGAUUUUCUGUACAAUAGAAUUUUUAUGUUGUUUUCUUGUGAGAAAGAUGUUUAUGACACCAAUAAACAUACUAUUAUUUGAAAUAAAUAAAUGUAAAUAUCCA